Molecule: messenger RNA, 1207 nt
Organism: Ictalurus furcatus (blue catfish)
Lineage: Eukaryota; Metazoa; Chordata; Actinopteri; Siluriformes; Ictaluridae
Gene: hmox1a
Product: heme oxygenase 1a
Exons: 6
Coding region: 112-933 (273 amino acids)
Biological process (GO): response to oxidative stress; heme oxidation; heme catabolic process
Molecular function (GO): heme oxygenase (decyclizing) activity; heme binding
Source: RefSeq, a predicted model, not a curated record
AGGAUAAUCUCAGGCUGGGAGUUGUGGCUGCACAAUUAUUUGCAAACAACUCUCGAUCUUCUAGCAGAAGGGACUUGCACUGUUGCAUCAAAUUAUCAAAGAUCGUCAGAAAUGGAUACCACAAAGAUGAAAAGGGCAAAUGGUGUUGGCAGCGAUCUGUCAGAGCAGAUAAAAGAGGUGACCAAAGACAGCCAUGUGCGUGCUGAGAACACCCAGCUAAUGCUCAACUACCAGAAAGGACAGAUCACUCUGCCGCAGUAUAAGAUUCUUCUGUGUUCCCUGUAUGAGAUCUACCAAGCGCUGGAAGAGGAACUGGACAGGAACUCUGCCCACCCAGCCGUGGAGCCCAUCUACUUCCCUCAGGAGCUAGCCAGAUUGGAGUCGCUUGAGAGAGAUCUUGAAUAUUUCUUUGGGCCACAGUGGAGAAAGAGAGUUAUAGUACCUGCAGCAACGCACAGAUAUGCAGAGAGGCUUCGAGAGAUUGGCAGGAGCAAUCCAAAUCUCCUCGUAGCUCAUGCUUACACCCGUUACCUUGGCGACCUAUCAGGAGGUCAGGUCCUAGGAAAAAUUACCCAGAAGGCCAUCGGACUUAAUGGCAAGGAGGGUGUGGCAUUCUUUUCAUUCCCAGGAGUGACAAGUCCUCAUCGCUUUAAGCAGCUGUAUAGGAGCAGGAUGAACAGCAUUGAGAUGAGUGAGGAGGAGCGCAGGAAAGUUCUGGAUGAAGCUGUCAGGGCCUUUGAGUUUAACAUUGAGGUUUUUGAUGACCUUCAAAAAAUGUUAAGCAUCACAGAAGAGACCUCAGGUGGCAGUGGAACACAAAAUGGACCAAUCAAUCCACUAACAGCCAUUUCAAGGUCUCCAGUCAUUCAGUUUACAUUAGGACUUUGUGCUGUACUGGCAACUGUUGGAAUGGGAGUCUAUGUUGCUUUUUAAAUGUAAUACAGAAUAUAUAGGAAUCCGUUUACUUUGCAUCAGCAAUAAAUAACUGAUUACAAAUUCAAGCUGCUUGAAAUACAGAUGAGACACUGAUUAUGAAAAAGCAAGCGAAUUAAACAUUUCUGACCAAUUUUCAAUUUGAGAUUUAAAAAAAAAGAAAAAAAGAAGGUGGGAUCACUGAAAUUCAUUAAAGCUCUGUAAUACAAGAAUUAUAAUGGAGAUUAUGUAAAUAUGUUAAUUACAAAUAAAAUCAUGUACACAUUUACUUAAA